Messenger RNA from Pollicipes pollicipes, 2470 nucleotides. It is a transcript of the gene HisRS, whose product is annotated as histidine--tRNA ligase. Gene Ontology annotation, cellular component: cytoplasm; cytosol; mitochondrion. Bases 114 to 1835 code for a protein of 573 amino acids. The record is from RefSeq and is a predicted model, not a curated record. Gene Ontology annotation, biological process: histidyl-tRNA aminoacylation; mitochondrial translation. Lineage: Eukaryota; Metazoa; Arthropoda; Thecostraca; Pollicipedomorpha; Pollicipedidae. Gene Ontology annotation, molecular function: histidine-tRNA ligase activity; RNA binding; ATP binding. The transcript has 7 exons.
CUGCUUUGCCAUCUGUGCUGGUGCGGGCUCUGCUCCGGUUAACCCUGAGAGGCCAGGGUGGUUGUGGGAGGGCCAAAAGGUUGUUCUAGUAGGUAGCAACGGUGACUGAUCUUAUGGCGGCGCUCAGCCGACGCCAGCUGCUCGGCCUCGAUGGAUUCCUGGCGUCGCGCGCCUACCUGUCGGGCGCCGCACCCGGCCGACUCGACGCCGAGGCCCGCGCGCGCGUACCCGAGCGUGAGCUAGGCGACGAGACGCCCCACGUGCGCCGCUGGCACCGCCAUCUGGCCAGCUUCGCCGCCGGCGAGCUGGCGGCGCCGCCGCCGGCCGGCCUCAGCCUGGAGCGCGUGCUGCAAACGGGUGCCGAGGAGGCGCGACAACAGCUUGACGCCGAGGUGGCGCGGCUGGCGGCGCUGCGAGCCAGUCUCUGUUCGGACACCGCCGAUGGGGGUGACAAGCAGCGCCACCAGAGCGCCCGCUCGGGCGGCGGCGGCGGCGGCAAGCUCAUCCUGAAGACGGCCAAGGGCACGCGCGACUUCCAGCCGGCGCAGAUGGCCAUCCGGGAGCGGGUGUUCAACACCAUCGUGCAGACGUUUAAGCGGCACGGCGCCGAGACUAUCGACACGCCCGUCUUCGAGCUGAAGGACGUGCUGACCGGCAAGUACGGCGAGGACAGCAAGCUCAUCUACGACCUGAAGGAUCAGGGCGGCGAGAUCCUGUCGUUGCGGUACGAUCUGACCGUGCCGUUCGCCCGGUACGUGGCCAUGAACAAGAUCAGCAACAUCAAGCGCUACCAGAUCGCCAAGGUGUACCGGCGCGACCAGCCGUCGCAGGCGCGCGGUCGCUUCCGCGAGUUCUACCAGUGUGACUUUGAUAUCGCGGGCGCCUACGACCCGAUGGUGCCGGACGCCGAGUGCGUGCGGAUCGUGGCCGAGAUCCUGCAGUCGCUGCAGCUCGGCGGCUUCGUGGUCAAGGUCAACCACCGGCAGAUCUUGGACGGCCUGUUCGAGGUCUGCGGCGUGCCGGCCGACCAGUUCCGUACCAUCUGCUCCUCCGUCGACAAGCUGGACAAGAGUCCCUGGGAGGAGGUGAAGCGAGAGAUGGUGGACGAGAAGCAGCUGGCGCCGGCUGUGGCCGACAGGAUCGGCCACUACGUCCAGUACCACGGCGGCGUCGAGCUGGUGGACACGCUGCAGGCCGACACGGCGCUCUCCGCCUGCAAGAACGUGCGCGACGGUCUGGAGGCCAUGCGCGCCUUCCUCGGCUACUGCCAGCUGUACGGCGUGGCCGAGCACGUGCGCUUCGACAUGAGCCUGGCGCGCGGCCUCGACUACUACACGGGCGUCAUCUACGAGGCCGUGCUGGCUGACGGUGACGUGGGGAGCAUUGCCGGCGGCGGCCGCUACGACGGCCUGGUCGGCAUGUUCGACCCCAAGGGCCGCUCGGUGCCCUGCGUGGGCGUCAGCAUCGGCAUCGAGCGCGUAUUCGCGCUGAUGGAGGCGCGCGCCGACGCCGCCGCCGGCCGCACGCGCACCACCGACACCGAGGUGUACGUCUGCUCGGCGCAGAAGGGCCUGCUGGACGAGCGGAUGAAGCUGCUCACGAUGCUGUGGGACGCUGACGUUAAGGCGGAGCAGUCGUACAAGAAGAACCCGAAGCUGCUGCAGCAGCUGCAGUACUGCGAGGAGCACGGCGUGCCGUUCGCCAUCGUCCUGGGCGAGAGCGAGCUGCAGCGGGGUGUGGUCAAGCUGCGGCACGUGGCCACGCGCGAGGAGCAGGAAGUGCAGCGCGACCAGCUGGUGCCGGUCCUCAGAAGCAGGCUCCAGUCGCUAGGAUGACCGACACCGGCGGCGCCCACCGCGCGUGCUAGGACACCAAAGGCCGCGUCGCCGUUGUGAUGGAAGGGAACGCCGCGGCUGCAGCGGGCUGGCGUCCGCGUGAGAGUAAUUUAUUCGGGUGCCUGUCACCGUGCGUGCCGCGGCGUUGGUGCGCUAUGUUUUUAAAUGUCUUCGAGCGCCGGGCGUGUGCGGCCAGAGGUAUUAACGGUGGAGAAAGUCUGCGACGCGCUGUCUCGUGUGCCGGCACGAGGCUGCCGUGAUGGUGGGCCGCCGCCUCUGCUGCUUAUGGGAUCCGUUGGCUCCGGCUGAUCCACCGCCGUUGUUUUCUGGAUCAACGAUAUUGAGUGCCUGGCAUCGGUCGGGACCAAAGCGCGUCUGCUGCGGGCGUCAAACCCCGUCUGCUGCGGGCGUCAGACCCCGUCCGCCGCUGGUGUUUGGCUUGUCUGGUACUGGUGAGGACCGGGGCGGAUGCCGAGCAGUGCUGCUGCUACAGCCGACAGGUGGCAGGCCGGUCGGGAUGCGCCGCCCGCGGGACGCAGUGAUGUCAGACCGAUACUCAAGAUACAACCGGUAGCCCGCCCGUGUCCCGUGGCCAUGGGUUGGCGAAAUACAGCUGGGCCAAGGUUUUCCUCGAA